AUGGAACACGGAGGACCCCCGCACCAGACGAGACAGCGUUUCGGUGGAUCGUUUCAAAAUCCAGGAAGAGAUUAUCUGGCCAAUGCUGGGCGUCUAAGGCCUUUGAAACGCAUAGAAGACAAAGAUCUCUUGGUGGAGGAUAUCAUCAUGUUUCAGCUGGUUCAUCGAGUUAGUGGAGCACUUCAAAGGUUCAGGGAGGGGAUGAAGACCCUUGGUGUUCUUGAUGCAAUAAGAAUGCACCCAGAUGCUUUCAGACUGCUGUUUUGUCACGAGCCAUCCCCACUCACAGCGGAUGUACUAGAACUGUCAGCAGUGGGCAGGAACAAAAGAAGGGCAGAGGAAUGUGUGGUUGCAUUUUGGAGGGACUACCUGCUGGAUGUUGAGGAGCAAGAGGGACCCUUGCAACUUGGGGGUAUCCUGGCCUUUACGACAGGAGCAAAUGAUAUUCCACCCUGGGCUUCUCCCCACUACCUUCAGUGUUUUUUCUCCAUGAGCUGCCCCUCAGACAAGGCCGCAUUUACCCACCGCAAACACAUGCAUUAA
Perca fluviatilis (European perch) is the source of this 543-nucleotide messenger RNA. Its product is annotated as G2/M phase-specific E3 ubiquitin-protein ligase-like. Bases 1 to 543 code for a protein of 180 amino acids. The record is from RefSeq and is a predicted model, not a curated record. Gene Ontology annotation, molecular function: ubiquitin-protein transferase activity. The transcript is spliced from 4 exons. Lineage: Eukaryota; Metazoa; Chordata; Actinopteri; Perciformes; Percidae.